AUGCUGGCCGCCGCAGGGCUCGAGCGCGGGCCUUCGCCCGCCGGGGCAGCCGGGUCCCAGGAGGCUUCGCGCGCUUUCUUGUCGCUCUCCUCUCCCCCAGCCUCCUCCUUCGCGCGUUUUUCAAUUGAUCCAGACACCCUCGCGGCGCUCAAAAUGCUCCCCGCCGCACCGCCCUCGUCCUCCUCAGGCGCCAAACAGCCAGGCCAAGACGCCCGGGACGAAGCGGAACGCGCAGCACCCCCCGCCUCGUCAUCCUCUUCGUCUUCCCCCUCGUCUCCGCGUCCCUCUGCUGCGUCUGCGUCGUCUGCGCGCGUCGCGAGCGAAAACACGCUCCACGGGGCGCCUCCGGUCGUUUCGGCGUAUAUGCGGGAGCUCCAACCAGCGCUUCUCCCGCGGCCGUUUUGCAAGCUCGUCGCGGAGGCUGUGGAACGCGAGGAGGCGAGCUAUGGGCGGCGCGCGUCAGAGUCGGGAGGCGACGGCGUCUCGACGGAGGACUCCUCUUCCUCCUCUUCCUCUUCCUCCGCGUGCGCGUUGUCGUCGGACGGUGCUGCUGUCGCGUUUCGUCCCUCCUCCGCGUCGGCGAUCUUUCACUUGCCCACGCAGACGGCGACAGUGUCCGCGGACCUGUUGCCUUCCUCGAGUCUGUUUCUGCUCGCUUUUUUGCAGCAUCUGCGGCGGCAGCGGCGGGAGCACCAGCAGAAGCAGAAGCAGCUCUUUCUCGCAUCGCUGAUCCACGCCGACUGGUUCAACCCCUCACCGUACUCGACUUCCUUCGCGCCGCUGACCUCGGCGCUCCGCGCGCUCUACGAGGCCCGACCGCACCUGUGCUUCACCUGCACGCGGCGCUUCGCCACCUCCUCGCGGAAGACUGCCCAUCUGCGCGCGCACAUGGAGCUGCAGCAGAUGUCGCAGGCGGAGGGGGUCGGUUUUCUCGGGAGGCGCAGGGGACACGGCCUCCGGCAGAAACUCGCCGCAGCCGCGGCGGCUUCGCGCCCGCUCUGGGGCGGCCUCGCAGCCUGGGCGCAGGUGGCCUCCGCGCCCGACGUCUUCCAACAGAAGAUGCUCCUGCUGCAGACGCAACUCGCGCUCUCCGCCGGCACCGACGCACACGCGCAGACCUUCGCAGGCAAGGCUGCCAGCGAGAUGAGCGUGCGCAGCAUGCACGGCCUCCUCGCGGAGCGCCUCGAGGCACUGAGCGCGUUCGCCGCGGCGGAGGCCAAGCAGACGCGCGGCGACGCGACGGCUCAGCCGCGCGACGCCCCGCGAACUGUGCCCUCUUGGUUCCCCAAGCGGCUGCAGCGCUGGAUUGCCGACGAGUGGGGCCUUGGAUGCGCGCCCGCGGGCGGAGACGCGGAGCCUGCGGGGGUCGAGCCGCCCGGCGCGGCGGAAAGAGAGGCGGACGCCGCCGCGCAAAACGCGCACAUGGAGUGGAACGCAGAGACGGGAGACGAAGCCGAGGACUUGGCGCACGAGGAGGAACUCGCAGCAGGCUGCGACAAGGCUGCUGCGGAUGCUGGCGGCGCCGCGGGAGAAGAACGCGGGAGCGAAGAAGGCAGACGCGAAACGCGCGUCCCCUUCGUCACACGCACCGAAAUGAGGGCCUGGGCGUGGGCCUUUCAAGAGGACCGCAACUCCGACGCAGACAAAACGUCGCUCGCACAAGAAGUCGCCGCCGUAUCCGCACUGCAACCCGAAGAAGGUGUACGUACACUCGAGACCGCGGGCGGAGGGCGGGGGACCGUCUGCCGAGCGGCGGAAGAAUCAGACGCCGCGCCCGUGUCGGGUUCUGCGGCGGCUGGCCCGCUCGCGCAUGAAGCAUCCGCCACAUCAAGCGAUUCGUUUGUCGCAGCGUCGUCGGCGUUUGGCGCGCCUCCGUCUUCCUGCGUUCUCUCACGCGGCGCAGGCACACCUGCGCGGCGCGCUGCGUUGCGGAGUGUUCUCCGCCAGCUCACGCGGGAAGUCUGGUUGUAUCUCGAGUCGUUUCCCGUCGCGUCGUCCUGGGCGGCGCACGCCGAGAGCGGCGAUGGCGACGCGGGUUUCCCCCGCUCUCUCGCUGCAGCGUCUUCGCCGCUUCCCGCGUUUUCGCGGCUGCCGCUCUCUGCCGCGGCGGCGGCAGCUGCGACGGCCGCUGCGGCUGAGGAUCCGCCGCGGCUGUUCCUCGACGCCUCUUCGUCGCUCGCGCACUGCGCCUUUUGCGGAGAGCCCUUUGCGCUGCUCUUCAACGAACUCCAGCAGACGCUCGAGGCGCGGGGCGCGGUGGUCGUCGCUUGGGGCAGCACGCAGCUGCUCGAGCGCCUCGCUGGUCAGCUGACGGCCUGGCGAGAGACGCAGGCGGCGGCUGCGGGAGCGCGCCAGCGUGGAGGCGGGGCGGCGGAAGCUGGCAGCGGAGCGGAGGGAAGACGGACCGGGGGCGACGAGGCGCGGGGCGCCGUCGCAGCGAGGGCAGGCGUGAAGCGCGGAGCAGGCGGAAUGCACGAGUCGUUCCUGCAGGCGGCGGAGGCCACGCGAUCUGCGAGUGGGGGAGGCGGAAGCGCGCCUGCAUUUUCGGGUGUACGUACCUCCGGGGAAGGCAACAUCGCCGACGCACUUGGCUCACGCGGGCAUGGAGAGGACGACAGCGCCGUUGUCUGCGGAGGUGCGCUCCCGGCAGACAGAAGCGCGUCGUCUUCUGUCGCACGCGCGCCUUUGUCGUGUCUGCCGUCGUCUCUCCUGCUUCCUCACUUGACGCGAAGCAGCGACGUCACGGACGCAUUCGCGUUGCUCUCGUCUCCCGCGCCUUCGUCGGGGGCCUCUGCGCGGCAGCAGCUUUGCAGCCGCUGGGGGAUGCAACCGUCUGUGUUGGAAGUCGCGGGCGCCGUGGAGGCUGCAGCCGCUUCGGAGAAGUCGUUUCUUUCGGCGGAUCGCGAGAGCGCGAAGGCGGGGAUGCAUGCAGACUCCGGCAGAGGCGCGAAGGGAAAGGAGACCCCAAGGACGCUGGAGGAAGCCGUGGCGCUCCUCGAGGAGUCUCUCUCUUCAGGCAACUUCCUUGCGCACGGCCUCGACGCGUUCGCUCCAAUUGCCGCGCAGCAGAUACCUGAGGGAGGCGAGAUCAGCGAGGCGGAAGAGCACGAAGACUGCACAGCAGCGAGCGCGGCGGCGCCGGAGUGCGCGGAAGCCACGCACCAAGCCAAGAGGAGAAAGCAAGGUGGAGAGCGGGCUCCCGCGCUCAGCGACCUGCUUCACUCGUGUGCCGCAAAGGCGUCCGCAUUUUCUACGCAGAACGACGAUCGAGAAGGUGGAGGCGAAGCGAGCGCUGUUGCAGAGCUGGCGCGUGCGGAGUCGAGGGCGGAAGCGCCAUCGGUUGAAACAAGCUGCAUGCGAACCUCGGCGGUCGUCGAGGAACUCUUCCCUCCAAACGUGGUGUACAUGCACUGCACCUGCUUCACGCAGUUGCUCCGCGAGAGCGAGUACCUACUUCACUUUCUCCGCAUUCUGCUCUUUGUCCGCCGCGCGCGCCUCCACCGCAGGGGAGCCUCCAUGUCGUCGACGCACCCCGAAACUGCGACGUUCCCUUCUUCGGCAGAUCUCGGAUCUCAAGCCAGCGACCUCGACAGUGUCUGCGCGAGUGUGGAAGCGGCUCUAGGGCGUCUGCUAUCUUCUCAGCGGCGCCUUUUCUCGUCUACUUCUUCAGAAGCGCGGCCAGAUGCACACCUGGCGUCAGCAGCUGCGAGGGGUGGCAGCGACCGCGGGAUCGCCGCGGCGGAGACAGGGGUAUUUGCAGAUGAAGGCGCGGCGCGCACGAAGGAGGGUCGUCUCUGGGGCUUGGGAGAAAAGAAGGCGGGCUUUCUCACACAGCCCAGCGCGCGGUGUGGCGGAGGAGUGCGAAGCGCACACACCGGGCGAAGGGUCGCGCGAAGACGGUUUCGCUGA
Molecule: messenger RNA, 3909 nt
Organism: Besnoitia besnoiti
Lineage: Eukaryota; Apicomplexa; Conoidasida; Eucoccidiorida; Sarcocystidae
Exons: 1
Coding region: 1-3909 (1302 amino acids)
Source: RefSeq, a predicted model, not a curated record